AUGUGGUCGGCAACAUCAGCUAUUAUAGUUGAUAACGUUGAUUGUUUACGACAAGAAACUACUGAAAGUUCACUAUCAAAUGAAGGAAGUGAAGGUGAUAAUGACGAUGGUGAUAAUCCAUCACAGGAUGAAGGAUCCGACAAACUAGUAUCAAAGAAAAAAGUGACAAAAAAAGCCAGUCGUAUAUUACGUAAAAAAAACAAAUCAGAACCUCCACCAGAUGACGAACCAGAAGAACAAGAAUUGUUUGAAUGUCCUGAGGGUACGGGAUGGGAUGAAAAAACAUCGUCGUGCAAAUGGAUUGAUGAUGUCAAUUGUGAGGCGAAAAAAUUGGAUUAUUCAACAACGUCAGAACGGUCAACCACGUUAAGAAAGAAAUCAGUUUCUGAAUCGACUAUCAAUUCUGUUACAUCAUCAGGAAUUGAAAAAGGUGAAAAUCAAGUAAUCGAAUGUCAACCAGUUGGCUCGUAUAAUGUUCCCGAUCAAAAUGAAUGCAAUGCUUAUUAUCAAUGUGAAAAUGGUCAUCGUACAAAAUUAUCAUGUCCUGAAAAACAAUUAUUUGAUACUGAAAAACAAGAAUGUGAUCUAUUUUCUAAAGUACUUUGUGGUACUAGAUCGAUGAAUUUAGCCGAUAAAAAUCAAUGUAGUGGUCGACGAGAUGGUAUAUUUCCCGAUACGGAGCGAGAAUGUCGAGUAUUUUUUCAAUGUGUUGGACAAGUAAAAACACGAGAAGCAUCAUGCCAUAAUAACCAAAAAUUUAAUAUAUAUACAAAUAAAUGUGAUCAGCCUCAAAAUGUACCAUCUCCAUGUGGCAACUAUCUUCCCGGACAUGCAUCUUCACGUAAGUAG
This is a messenger RNA of Didymodactylos carnosus, 849 nucleotides long. NCBI's taxonomy places the organism in Eukaryota, Metazoa, Rotifera, Eurotatoria, Philodinida, Philodinidae. The record is from the annotation of a GenBank genome assembly.